Molecule: messenger RNA, 3568 nt
Organism: Punica granatum (pomegranate)
Lineage: Eukaryota; Viridiplantae; Streptophyta; Magnoliopsida; Myrtales; Lythraceae
Source: RefSeq, a predicted model, not a curated record
AUGAAAAUGCGAAGUUCAGUUCAUUUCUUGUUGCUAAAGAAAGACUUGAGUGCUUUGUCCCUAAUAAAUCGGAAAAUACCAGCAAGCUUCUCACGAGGAGGAAUCACCUCUUUCACCAGCGGUAGCUCAGUCAAGGACAUGACCCAAGAGGAUAUGAUGGGGCUUACCGUUAUGAACCAGAACAGGAACCUUCUUGUGGACAGGAUUGUAGCGGAGCAGCAACAUGCUCUUGUUCAUCAGAUCUUCCUCCAUAUGAAGCACUCGAUGAUUGAACAGUUCGCCCAUUUCAGAGUAUCUUCAUCCGUAUCUAAAUUACCAGUCCUAAAAAGUUUGGAUCUGCCAAGUUCAAAGCCUCCGAGGUUCCGCCGUCCUCUUCCUCCAUGUCUGUCCCCUUCUCCAUCGAGGACCCAAAUGAAAUCUCUGAUUGUCCAGAACUGCCGCAGCGGUAUCCCAUCUUCGUUCUCAGUUUCAACAUUCAUAAAGCCGCUCGGUUUCUCCGGGAACCCAUUGUCGGACUGCAAUGGGGUGAAGAAAAAGCAUCUCACUACUACUAGUCUAGAGGCUGUCGAUCCUGUCCUCCUCUUCAGUGGUUACAGAAAGUCGAGGCAGUACACGAUCGAAAACACUCGAGCAUUACAUGCCCAGUUGCUCAGGAAGGGCAACUUACUACAGGACACAUUCAUUGCGAGUUGUCUGAUGGACUGUUACUGUAAAUGUGCGGCCUUGGAGGAUGCCGUCAAGCUGUUGGAUAAAAUUCCUGUUAGAAGCAUCGUUUCAUGGAACACAGUCAUUUCCGGCUAUAACCAGCAGGCUCUGUUCCCCGAAACUUGGAGUUUCUUUUGUAGGAUGCACUCGUCAGGUUUCGAGCCUAAUGAUGUAACUUAUGGAAGCGUUCUCUCCGCUUGCACUGCCCUGCAAGCUCCCAUCCUUGGUGUGCUGGUGUAUUCGCUUGCACUGAAAAAUGGGUUCUUUUCGAAUGGCCAUGUCCGAUCAGGGACCAUUGAUUUGCUUGCGAAGAAUUACCGGUUUGAGGAUGCUCUGAAGGUUUUUCAAGAUGUUCAGUAUGAUGAUAAUGUGGUCUGUUGGAACGCUAUCAUCUCUGGAGCAGUUAGAAAUGGAAAGAAUCUGGUGGCUCUGGGUCAUUUUCAGCGAAUGUGUCGCGGACUUUUGAUGCCGAACACCUUCACAUUCUCGAUUAUUCUCACUGCUUGCGCUAUGCUGGAAGAUCUUCAGACGGGGAAAGCUGUUCAAGGGUGGGUCGUUAAGUGCAAUAGCGAAGAUAUAUCCGUGGGCACUUCUCUCAUCAAUCUGUAUGCCAAAUGCAGCGACAUGGAUGGAGCUAUGAAGAUUUUUACAAGAAUGCCGUCCCGCAAUGUGGUUUCUUGGACUGCCAUCAUUUCUGGAUUUGCUCAAAAGGGUGAUGCUAUUUCAGCAAUUCGAAUGUUCAUGGAAAUGAGAAAUUCCGGGGAGAAAAUAAACAACUACACCAUUACUAGCAUACUCGCUGCGUGUAGUAAGCCCUUGCUUACUAGAAUAGCAUCUCAAAUCCAUGCCUGGAUCAUCAAAGCGGGGUUUGAGACAUAUCCAUCAGUCGGGGCUGCUUUGAUCAGCAUGUACUCAAAAAGUGGAGAUAUUGAUUCAUCUGAAUUUUUAUUCCAGAAGAUGGAAAGCAUGAGGAAUCCCAGUACUUGGGCCGUUAUGAUAUCUGCAUUUGUGCAGAGUAAUAAUCUCUCGAGGGCAAUUGAAUUGUAUAAAAGGAUGUUGCUUGAAGGUCUAAGUCCAGAUACGUUCUCUAUGUCCAGUCUGUUGAGUGUUAUAGACACACUAGGUUUGGGAAUGCAGAUACAUUCACAUGUUAUUAAAAGCGGGUUGAUUCUUGAUGUUUCUGUUGGCAGUUCCCUUUUCACCGUGUACUCAAAGAGUGACAGGUUAAAUGAAUCGUAUGAGCUUUUCAAGGAAAUCGAUGUAAAGGACAAUGUUUCAUGGACCUCUAUGAUAUCUGGUUUCACCGAGCAUGGCCAUGGGGAAGAAGCGGUGCUGUUAUUCAGAGAAAUGUUGUCUGAGGGAUGCAUGCCGGAUGAAAUGACUCUAAAUGCAAUUUUAACAGCAGUUGGUUCGCUAAAGUGGGUACGGCAAGGCAAGGAAAUCCAUGCAGUCGCCGUACGCUCAUUUGGAGAAGCUACUAUUGUUGGUAGUUCUCUUGUUACAAUGUACUCAAAAUGUCGUUCGGUUGUAUUGGCAAGGCGGGUUUUUGAUUUGCUGCCUCAUAGGGAUGAGGUUGCGUCAUCCUCCUUGAUUUCAGGUUAUGCACAAAAUGGGCAGAUGGAGGAGGCAAUCUCUCUGUUUCACAAAAUGCUGAUUUCUGAUGUCAGCAUCGACUCCUUCAAUGUUUCAUCUGUUCUUGGGGCAAUUACUCUUCUGAACAGAUUCGGCAUAGGAGUUCAACUUCACUCCUACAUUACCAAAAUUGGAUUAGAUCGAGAUGUAUCUGUGGGCAGUUCACUGGUGAAUAUGUACUCGAAAUGUGGAAGCAUUGACGAUUGCAUAAGAGCCUUUGAUCAGAUUGAAACUCCUGAUUUGAUUGGGUGGACAGCCAUGAUUAUGGGUUAUGCUAGGCAUGGAAAAGGAGACGAGGCUCUAAGGGUGUUCAAGUUGAUGAAAGAGAAAAAGAUCAGACCUGACCCUGUAACUUUUAUCGGGAUACUUUCUGCUUGCAGCCAUAAUGGCUUAGUUGAAGAAGGCUAUUUUCACUUCAACUCAAUGGUAAAUGAUUACAGGAUCGAGCCGAAUUAUUGGCACUAUGCCAGUAUGGUUGAUCUUCUAGGUCGAGCAGGGAAACUAAGAGAGGCAGAGCGCUUCAUCAAUAGCAUGCCAGUUGAACCAAAUGCUUUGGUUUGGGGAACUCUUCUUGCUGCUUGUAAAGUCCAUGGAGACAUUGAGCUUGGGAAUCUUGCAGCAAGAAAGGUUGUUGACACCAAACCUAGUGAUUCGGGAGCUUAUGUAUCACUAUCGAACAUCUUUGCCAGCAUAGGCCAGUGGGAAGAUGUCGUGGAUAUUCGGGAGUUAAUGAAGGGAGCUGGGGCGAAAAAAGAGACUGGGUGGAGCUCCCUGUGAAGCAAGAUCGGCUUAUGACUGUUGGUGAGCGAAGCCAAACUGAUCAGAAAAUCCGGCGAAUGACGGGUUAUUGACUGUCGUUCAACGCAUUGGGAAAGAGUACAGGAUUAUGCUGCAAUGUUAAGCAGCUUUUUUCUGAGUUACAGCUCGAGCUGAUUUCGAUUUAACACAAGUUAGCUCUUGAUUCUGAUACAAAUUGGACAUGAAGGAGCUUACAAGACCAGGCCUUGCUGAGGCUUGAGGUUUGCGAAAAGAUAUUCAUUGGGUGGAAAUCAUUUUGCUGGACGAAAUUUUGUUGUCGAGAGAUUCGGCAGCAAUACAUAAACCCGUGCAGUUUAUCUCUGUUGGUUGGUUUUAACAUGAUCAUUAUAUUCCCCCAAACAUGUAUGAAGAAUACAAGCAAUGGGGAAGGCGUGGCACUUAAUGGAUUCUAUACUUUCUUAGGCACAAAGAA